AUGUGCCCCAAGCAGGGGCUCGCAGUCAAGAACUAUGCCACUCACCAGUUCUCCAAAGCAGUGGUCAUCGCCAGCAACGGCCAAGUUCAAGAUCAUCAAUUUCUGGUCCUUGUACGCCCAGGCUCCAACAUCAUAGUCAUCAGUUCUCCCGCUACCGCUCUGCCUCCCACUCACACGCCGGACGACAACUACCGCCACCUUCACCACCAGCACCACCUCAACCACGCGGUGAGCUACCUCCAGAUGCACGUAAUUAUCGCUUAUUCCAGGUUAGAGCAGGAGACACAAGAACGUACCCCAUCCUCGGCGAGUUGCUUGGGCGAGCCUGCAAGAUCUUUGGGCUGCCGUGCGCACGACGCUCCCAAGUCGAGCGACGUACGGAUCGGAAAGAAGGCCGAGGCGGCGGGCAUCGACAAAUGCUGGUGGGUGGCGGUGCUGGCCUUCGUUAUGGCAACCAUGGAAUCCUCCUCUAGCCGCUGCUCCGGCUUCCUUAUGGUUGGAAUCAUGGAGGAGAUGAACGUCGAACGUGGCCUCGCUUCCUGGCCUGUCAGCCUCAUCGGUUCUCUCAUUGGUUGUGGAGGCCUCCUGUCUGGUCCUCUCAGCGAACUCUUCACCACAGUUCCCGUACUGGUAGGGGGAUCUGUGCUAGCGGCGGCCGGAAUCAUAUCAUCUUCAUUCGCCCCGGAUAUUACAUGGCUCACCCUCACCUUGGGAGUUAUGCACGGUGUGGGCCUUGGCAUCGUGAUAUGCAUGCUGCAAGUCCUAAUCAGCAUGUACUUUGAGCGGCACCGGGGUGCUGCCAACGGCAUCAUGUACACCGGCUCCACCGCCUCUGCUCUGAUCUUCCCCCGUCUGCUGCUUUAUUUUAGCGACACCUACGGCUUCCGAGGAAGCCUGCUGCUUUUUGGUGCUGUCCUGAUGAACAUGAUAGCCGUGAGUCUCGCCUUUAGAGAACCGCCGUGGAUCCGGAAUGACAGAAUCAAGAGGAGAAAGGGCGUGGAGGCCACACGGCGGCCAUCAACCAUCGCAGCGAACUCAAAGAACGGGUCAUCAAAGGCAUCCACCAUCAAGGCCGUGCUGCUAAACCUUCGCGGAGUACUCAAAUGCGCCAUAACGUACGUGCUUGUCGUCACGUGGCUAGUGUUCUGCUACAACUACGACAUCUUCUUCUCCACGAUCGUGGACUUCGCUAUGGACAAGGGGGUGUCCCUCAAGGACGCCGUGUCUUUCAUCACGUACACGUCUGUCACGGAUGUCGUGGGGAGGCUUUUCGUCCCUAUUUUGGCCGACCACGGGGUGCUGCAGCGAUCGACGUUAAUGACUGCAAAUUAUUUUCUCCUGGGCGCGUGCACUGUGUCACUGCCAUUCUGCGAGUCCUAUUGGGCUCUGCUCACGGGGUGCCUUGGCGUCGCCCUAUUCCUCGGCUGUGCCAUUACCAUGCAGAGCGUUCUGAUGGCGCAGUAUUUGGGGAUCGAAAAACUUGCCCUGGGCUUUAGCGUCGUCGGUGCUCUUUGCGGACCAGCACUCUUAGGAAAGGCCCCGUUCGUAGGGUUCUUCAGAGAUGACCUAGGCUCGUACAACGAGAUGUUCUGGGUCCUUGGCAGCUUCAGCUUCUUCGUCACCAUUCAAUGGGCGUUGGUGUCCUUGGUCGACCGGAAGAGAACACACAAGUGGCAGCUGGAUACUGCGUAAAUGCGCUAUGGUCCGAUGACGUAAUAAACAAAGUGAUGUAUGUUGAAACAAUUCAUAUAAAACCUAAAUUAUAUUUCAAUCUUCAUCCCUAUGAGUGGAAUAUACUUAUGUUC
Messenger RNA from Dermacentor andersoni, 1805 nucleotides. Lineage: Eukaryota; Metazoa; Arthropoda; Arachnida; Ixodida; Ixodidae. The record is from RefSeq and is a predicted model, not a curated record.